AUUAGCAGAAUUCCUGCUUUCACUAGUAGCUUUCCGACUACUUAUUUGUUUAGUUCUACAACAUAUUUGUGCAUAACUCCUGGAGCUAUAGCUAUGCGAUUACUGUUUCUGUUAUCGCUUCUAGUUCCUGAUGCAGCUUGUGACAGUCACAGACUUCAGUAUUUUGUCACCACAGCCCCUGUACCUAUACCUGGGCUGCCUAAGUACUCCAUUAUUGGAUACAUUGAUGACAUGCCGUAUGCGAAAUAUACAAGUGAAACACAGAGUGCUGAGAUAUUUUAUAAAUGGUUGGAUGAAAAAACUGAUCCUGAACACUGGAAGGAGAUGACUCAGCGAGCACAAAACUUUGAAAGAUAUCACAGAGAUAUUACUCGCUUGAUAAGAGUUCUGUUUAACCAGACAACUGAUAAACACAUACUCCAGGUAAAGCUUGAAUGUGAAUUACAUGACGAUGGCACCAUUAACGGAGGACUAGAGUUUGGUUAUGAUGGGGAGGAAAUCAUUGCGUUUGAUAAGGAGAGAGUCAUUUUUAUUCCUAUGCAUCAAGAGGCUCAAUACAUAACACAGAAGUGGAAUAUUGAUGGAAUGAUAAGAAAUAAGGAUCUAAUUGAACGUGACUGCAUAAGGUGGAUAAAAAUGUAUUUCAGACUUGGGCAGAAUAAGCUGGAGAGGAAAGUUCCCCCAAAAGUAGAAAUUUUUGAUCACCAAUCAGACACUGCGACAAAACUUCACUGCCUGGCAUACGGGUUUUACCCACGAGCUGUGGAUGCCAAGUGGGUGAAGAACAGUAAAGAUGAUGUUUAUUCAGAUGUUGCUAAACAAAUCCUCCCCAAUCCUGAUGGGACCUAUCAGAUUAGAGUCACAGUAGAGGUUAUUCCAAAGAAUGAAGACACUUACGGUUGCCAUAUUGACCACAGCAGCCUAAAUAACCCUAUGAUCGUGUUAUGGGAAUUAGUCCAACACAGCAGCGGCCAGGAACAUGCAGGUUCACUCAGGAGCUACACUCAGGGCUCCAACAGCAUACAAAAAAACUCCAAGCUAGUUUGUGAGACUACCAUCAUGGAGGCCUUGAUCAACUGGGAAACGGCAAUGACGCAGCUUCUAAAUGAACACUUCACCAGUUUGACUGCGACACUGCGUGAGUGUUGUAAAACUACCGCAGUAAGAGAUGACAUGCUUCCACAAAAAACGGAUUGGUGUACCACUAUUGCUAUAGAGAAUGUUGAUGCUCUCACAGACCGGGACAAGGGUGUAGAACCUUCUAAUUCCUGGGACCUGUGCUGUCGGGUGGUUUCCCCCCAGCGAGCGGACGCUUCCAUUUGUCUCGAUAGAGAUAUGAUGAGCCACACUCUACCGGAUCGUAUAGAGGAAAAGCACCCUCAUGCCUACGUUGGAAAAGUGCAUACUCUGAACAAUACAUAUUUACCAAGUGACCUACACUACGAUAUAUGA
Molecule: messenger RNA, 1452 nt
Organism: Bombina bombina (fire-bellied toad)
Lineage: Eukaryota; Metazoa; Chordata; Amphibia; Anura; Bombinatoridae
Product: major histocompatibility complex class I-related gene protein
Exons: 7
Coding region: 94-1452 (452 amino acids)
Biological process (GO): immune response
Cellular component (GO): external side of plasma membrane
Source: RefSeq, a predicted model, not a curated record